AUGACAACAAACAAAGGUUCCUGUUUGGAAUAUGGACACUCCUGUUGGGGUGCACAUGGUAAGCGCUCUGGCAGUAAAUCAUUCAACACAGCGGUAAAUAUGGCUAACGGCGAAUUUAACGGUGCGAAAACAAAUGGUGAAGUUUUAGGCAAGGCGAUUUAUGACAAUCUCGAAGAACUACCACCUUCAAUUGAAAACUCACCAUUGUCUAGUGAUGAAUUAGUACCCGAAAACUUAAACGAUAAAGUCAAAAUAAAAAAUAUAUUACAGCAAAAUUCAAACUUCCGUCAACAAAGUCGAAAUUUUAAUAAGAAAACGAAACAAUUUAAAAACGAUGCAGCGUCCGAACACGAUGAGCAAAACCAAAACCCUGAGAGAUGGCAUAGGAUGCCCUUCUAUAACUUCAAAUCAUUCGGAAAAUUACCUAUAAAUGCUGAGGGCAAUAAUUUUCUGCAACAGUUAGAAGCCGCGCAGCGUGUCAACACACAAAUCGGUGCAGAGGACAACGCAUAUUAUGAUUUCAACUAAAUUAUUGAUUUCAAAUGCAAACUCACCAUACUUCAACUCAAGCGUGUUGAGUUUGUUUAUUAUUUUCUGUAAUAAAUAUGC
Messenger RNA from Teleopsis dalmanni, 609 nucleotides. RefSeq lists its product as uncharacterized. The coding region runs from base 1 to 528 and encodes 175 amino acids. Lineage: Eukaryota; Metazoa; Arthropoda; Insecta; Diptera; Diopsidae. The transcript is spliced from 4 exons. The record is from RefSeq and is a predicted model, not a curated record.